Molecule: messenger RNA, 597 nt
Organism: Lobosporangium transversale
Lineage: Eukaryota; Fungi; Mortierellomycota; Mortierellomycetes; Mortierellales; Mortierellaceae
Exons: 6
Coding region: 1-597 (198 amino acids)
Source: RefSeq, a predicted model, not a curated record
AUGAACAAUAUACAUAUGCUUGCCAUAGCCUAUUUCCGCAGUCUAACAGACUUGCAUAAAUACGUCACAUUUAUACUGGUUUUUCUUUGCUCUCAACUUCCACAUCGCAUGGCAUGUCAUGACAUGUUUGAGAGGCCGCGGGCCAUGCUAGAGAUUAGGAAAAGACAACUACAAAAUUUAAAAGGAGGUGGUAGAAAUGAACCUUAUCUGAUCAGCAUUUUCGAGCCCCUUGUUGCUGUUACAACGGCCCUUUCGAUUUCUUUCUUCCCUUUCUUUCUUUCUCUGGUCAGUCUGCGUAUUUAUCUGUUUGUCUGCUGUAUUUUCUCAGCAUGCAUUGAAACCAGUGUUAGUGUUAUAGAUACCGAAACCCAGGGAUCAGGAGAUCGAAGAAAAGAGGAAGAGGAUCCUUCUAGACGGGUGCUCGUUUUACAGGCUAUUACACAAAAGAAGCAGCAAAGAUACGAUAAUGAUUAUGAAAAUAAUGGUGACAGUAGUGAAGUUGGUGAUAAUAUCGGAAACAUGUCCAAUGGAAUAAAAUUCGCAAACGAAAUUAAGGUUCAGCUGUAUCAGAAUUGUACAGCGGUUCCUGAAUUUUGA